AUGAUGCUAGACCUUUUAGUGGGCAAAUUGUCAGCACCGAUUCAGAAGUCACUCCCUCAAACAUUAAAUCAUCAACCUGAUCCGCACCGACAAGUGGUAAAGCUAUUUGAUAAAAUUCGAGCCGAUCAAGAGUUCAAAAGUUUUGCAGAGGAUGUACAGAGAAUGAUGGUAUUGGACUCCACCUACAAAACUUUGGUCUUUGAGGAAUGGACACAAAACCUGUACCUUCCAGACAAUAUGCUUCCCAAUUUCGAUAAUACGAUAUCGGAACGUUCUCUCAAAAAUCCACUUUUUUUGGCUUGGCUUAAUUACGUCGACUGGUACUGGACUUUUGCGAAAGAUCAAAGAUGCAAUACUUACAUCAUCAAUGCUUUUCCUCAAAAUGUUGGCCACGUAAAAGCACUAAAGUAUGCUUGGAGAUUCGAUAAGUGGAUAAAAACGCAGAAUUUCGCGGACGACAACUCGAACAGAAUACAACAUGAGUUACAUCGUAAAUUAUUCACAAAGAAUGGCGAGCUGACGUGGAUACUUCAUUAUAUCAAUGCCGACAAGAAAAAUUUUGCACACUUCAUCCUCUUGAAACUGUUACGAUUCUUAAUAUCCCUAGUCGAAUUUGAUGAGCUGGUGAAGCUGUUGAUAUCACUUUAUGAAGACUCGGAACUGAUGAAGCUAGAUUUAGUGGAAGCCAAUGUCACCGCUGAAAGAUACAAACACUACCUUCUCAUAAUAGCUGAUUUGUUCGCUCUGUCAGAUCGUUCAAUUGAUGCAGAAGAAAAAGCUACAAGCGUCACAAAAGCGCGUGCAUUUCUGAAAAAGCAGCAGAAGUCUGACUUUGAAGCUUCGACUCAAAUGACAAAGCAUAAUCAGUCGCGUGGUAAGAUUAGACGCAAGCUUCCAUGA
Messenger RNA from Plasmopara halstedii, 900 nucleotides. RefSeq lists its product as uncharacterized. The record is from RefSeq and is a predicted model, not a curated record. Bases 1 to 900 code for a protein of 299 amino acids. The transcript has 4 exons. NCBI's taxonomy places the organism in Eukaryota, Oomycota, Peronosporomycetes, Peronosporales, Peronosporaceae.